Molecule: messenger RNA, 4536 nt
Organism: Hippocampus zosterae (dwarf seahorse)
Lineage: Eukaryota; Metazoa; Chordata; Actinopteri; Syngnathiformes; Syngnathidae
Gene: smad10a
Product: SMAD family member 10a
Exons: 12
Coding region: 1325-3259 (644 amino acids)
Biological process (GO): anatomical structure morphogenesis; transforming growth factor beta receptor signaling pathway; cell differentiation
Cellular component (GO): heteromeric SMAD protein complex
Molecular function (GO): RNA polymerase II cis-regulatory region sequence-specific DNA binding; I-SMAD binding; DNA-binding transcription factor activity, RNA polymerase II-specific
Source: RefSeq, a predicted model, not a curated record
UGUCCAGAAUGAUGUCUGCCUUCUUUGACAGUGCCAGAGUGUUUGCGCCCCCCCACACCCCAUGCACACCGCGCUACACCACACCAGUGGUUUUGAAAUAAAACGCUUGCAUUUAGUUCGCUUAGUAGUCAACGUGGGACUGUCGUGAUAGUACGUCGUACAAUUAAAAAAAAGAUACUUUUUUCUUGAAAUGUUAUUUACUUUUUUCUGUUUUUAAUAAAGGGCGGCCCGGUAGUCCAGUGGUUAGCACGUCGGCUUCACAGUGCAGAGGUACCGGGUUCGAUUCCAGCUGCGGCCUCCCUGUGUGGAGUUUUGCAUGUUCUCCCGUGGCGUGGGUUUUCUCCGGGUGCUCCGGUUUCCUCCCACAUUCCAAAAAUAUGCAUGGCAGGCUGAUUGAACACUCUAAAAUUGUCCCUAGGUGUGAGUGUGAGCGUGGAUGGUUGUUCGUCUAUGUGUGCCCUGCGAUUGGCUGGCAACCGCCUAAUGCCCGGAGAUGGCUGGGAUGGGCUCCAGCACCCCCCGCGACCCUAGUGAGGAUCAAGCGGUACGGAAGAUGAAUGAAUGAAUGUUUUUAAUAAAUGCUGGGGUUUUUUUGUCUUGAAUUUCUAAUAUAUAAUUUAUUUAUUUCACUAAUGAAGGGUUCGGUGAAUGUGCAUAUUAACUGGUUGGGUUCGGUGCCUCUAAGAAGGUUAAGAACCGCUGUGCAAGAGGGAAACGUUGGCAAAUCAAGUUUCACGCAUGUCCAACUGUGGAGAUGUGGUCCACUUUGGGCUACAGUUGUAAUUCGCGCCCAUGCAAGUGUGUGUUGGGGGAGUGUGGGGGCGCGGGGGGGGGGGAUAUUCUCAGCGGCGCCACUUUAAAGAAAACAGUCUCACGGGUUUGUUAAUCUCGACGAACCAGACAGACCCUGGCUGGCAAGCGUCGCGGUGAGACCCGCUCUGCGAUUGGCCGAGAGCCGCGGCGCGGAUGAGAGCCGGCCCACCAUUGGCUGUAGCUCGUCGCGACACCGACACGCACGACGUCUCCCCUCUAUUGUUAUUGCGCGGUGCGCGCGAGGAUCGGGCAGGAUGCGCGAGGAGACGGCGAGGCUGAUAAGACGAUAGCGCCGGCGUGAGACACUCGAGCGAGCGAAGCGUCGCACCCGAGACCUUGAAAGCAACCGAGGUGCAAUUCAUGCUCGCGUCGCCGCUGCGCUAGACGGUGCCCCGACCCAGCUCGCGGAGAGCCGAGUCAACGUUCCGACGAGCCGGUCGACGCCACUGGAAGCAAAUUGUCGGACAGCCCGGCGCUCUUUCUGUUCCAGUUCUUCGCCUCUCUCCGUCCGAUGUGGGCUGAUUCAGAACCGGGCCAUCAUGAUCCCUGUGAACCUUCUGCUCACUCAUUGGCUGAGCAACUCAACCCAAGCGGCGUUAUGUCCGCGAACCCUCCGAGUAGCAAUGACGCCUGCCUCAGCAUCGUCCACAGCCUCAUGUGCCAUCGGCAGGGCGGGGAGAACGAGGGCUUUGCCAAGCGGGCCAUCGAGAGCCUGGUCAAGAAGCUGAAGGAGAAGAAGGACGAGUUGGACGCGCUCAUCACCGCCGUGACCACCAACGGCGUCCAUCCCAGCAAGUGCGUCACCAUCCAGAGGACGCUGGACGGGCGGCUGCAGGUGGCCGGGAGGAAAGGUUUCCCUCACGUGAUUUACGCCCGGCUGUGGCGCUGGCCUGACCUCCACAAGAACGAACUCAAGCACGUCAAGUUCUGCCAGUACGCCUUUGAUCUGAAGUAUGACAACGUGUGCGUCAACCCCUACCAUUACGAGAGGGUGGUUUCUCCGGGCAUCGUUGGUCUCAGUCUUCACAAUGCAAUGCCCCCCGGUGGUCUGGUCAAAGAAGAGUACAUCCACGACUGUAUCCAAAUGGAUCUCCCGCCCGGCAUGCCGCUGUCUGAGCACCGGGCGGCGCUCAAGCUGCCUCCCGCCGAGCACUACGGCCAAGCGCUGGCUCCCCCGCAACUGUCUGAGCCCUGCGGACCCCCGCCCGUCACCAGAUACACACAGCUGCCUGUCUCACCCAAAGUGUCCGACUGCGGCUCCAGGCUGGCGCCGCAGGGCGGCCGCCUCGAUGGCCGCCCUCAGACCGCUUCUCCGCAGGUCCGACUUGGGACUUCCCCGCCUGCGAAUCACCCCGCAUCUCAGCCACCUGCGCCUCAGCACCCCCAACAAUCCCCUCGACCUCCUCCUCCUCUUCAAUCCCACGGACAGAAUGGAUACAGCAGCGGCAGCAAACAUUCUCCGAGUCAGGCGGCCUUCCACACGGUGUGGACGGGCGGCAGCGCGGCCUCCUACGCGCCGAUGGGAGCCCCGCAAAACGGGCGCGGUCAGCAGCCGACGCCCCUUCACCAUCCGAACCCACAUUGUGAGCCGCCGCAAAACGUCACACACACGAGUACCUCGCGAAAAGUGCUCAGUGAUCAUGUUUUCUCGCUUGGAAUGUUUUGUGCUUUAGUUUUUGUCUUUCCAGGGUCUCCGCAUCGUGGCUCAACCUCUUUCCCUCCUUCUGUAUCAAAUCAUCCAGGACCCGAGUUCUGGUGCUCCGUCUCCUAUUUUGAAAUGGACGUUCAGGUGGGCGAGAUGUUCAAGGUGCCCUCCAGCUGCCCCGUCGUGACGGUGGACGGUUACGUCGACCCGUCGGGAGGUGACCGCUUCUGUCUCGGCCAGCUGAGUAACGUCCAUCGCACCGAUGCCAGCGAGAGAGCCCGGCUACACAUCGGCAAAGGGGUGCAGCUGGAGUGUCGCGGCGAAGGCGACGUGUGGAUGCGCUGUCUGAGCGAUCACGCCGUGUUUGUCCAGAGCUACUACCUCGACAGGGAGGCGGGUCGAGCCCUGGGGGACGCCGUGCACAAGAUUUACCCUGGAGCCCACAUCAAGGUGUUUGACCUCCGACAGUGCCACAGACAAAUGCAGCAGCAGGCGGCGACCGCUCAGGCCGCCGCUACCGCACAAGCGGCGGCGGUGGCGGGAAAUAUCCCCGGAGCGGGAAGCGUGGGCGGCAUCGCACCCGCGAUCGGUCUGUCCGCGGCAGCGGGCAUCGGAGUGGAUGACCUGCGGCGGCUCUGCAUCCUGCGUCUCAGCUUCGUUAAGGGCUGGGGGCCCGAUUAUCCCAGGCAGAGCAUCAAGCACACGCCGUGCUGGGUGGAGGUCCACCUUCACCGCGCUUUGCAGCUUCUGGAUGAGGUGUUGCACACCAUGCCGCUAGCCGAUCCGGGGCCCGCCAACUGAGAAUCCCGAAGCCGAGACGUCGCGCGGGUUGGAUGGGAGCGUCUUUUCGCUUUGUGCCAAGUAGCUCCUUUCAGAGAAAGGAAUUCCAAUGGCAAAUAUAUCACCUCGAGAAAAGGAUGUCUGGAGCCCCCCCGCGCCAAAGUCAAGUGUCGACGUGGACGGGGGGGGGGGGGGGGGGGGAGCGAGUGCGUUUGGUCCCCUCCGCACUCGCGUUGUGCUCGUCAGCCGAACUGCGGCUCGAUGGUCCUCCGAGUGCACCCUGCGCACGUAUCUGUGUAGAUCUUCAUUCCCAAAGACUAAAAAGCCAAAAAGGUUUAGCUUUAAAGUGCCGUUGUCGCUCGUCGUAAUGAACCAGUGCUAGCCUGUAUUUAACCAAAUGUUUGGUGGGACUCACCAAAGCCGCAAUACCUCAUGAAGACGGUCGUAUUUUUUUUUCCUCCCUCCAUGUGCUUUUCUCCCCCACCAAAAUGCUCGUCGCGUCACUGACUGACGUCCGAAUCCGGGAUGGAGGAAAGCGUACUAAGGCGAUCGAUAAUGUCUGGCGUGUGACCGCCAUCACCAGAGACAGAAGCCCCGAGCGCUUGUCUCGUCUGACCAAAAAUGUGCUUCGGACAACGGUGCCUUCCUCUCUCUUAGAGAGUGUUUCCUUCAAGGUUGUUUGAACUCUGGGAGCUUUCCUUCGUUGACUCUUGAGGAUCGGGCGCCUCACUUGAGUGGGCAUGCGUAAAGCCUCUGAGUCACGCCAGCUGCUCUGGUGGCCCCUCUCGCGCAUCCUGCAAAUUCUUUCGCAGUUUUUGUGUUGGGAUUAUUGGUUUGAUUAAUUUCCUUAUUUUUAACAAAUACAGUAUUUUGGAGAAACCGGCGAAGCACCCAAGCCGGAAUUCGUGAAGCGCCAAAUGAUUGCCGUAAUGGAAUUUAAAAGAACGACAACCGUUUUGCCCCCCCCCCCAUCAACCCGGUGGCCGUUGCGUCGCUCCCUCUGCUUCUGUCUUUGCUCAGCUCAUCAUCAUUGUUAUUAGUCGUUCUUCUCAGAGGACAACGAAUAUACGACUGACUACUGUUGUGGAUGUUGUCUUGGUGGGGUUUGAGUCGAUUUGUGAGGUCUGUGCUCGCAAGUCAAAGCCCAAAAAAAAAAAUUGGCCGCACACCGGCUCGUGUCUGGAAAAAGUGCGCAACUUGAUUCACUUGUACCUCAAGGCGCCACCGUUUUUGAUUUGGGUGGCUUGACUCUCAUCGUUCUCAUCGAUGACUGCUAAUAAAGAGAGACAUUGCUCUUG